ACAAAUGCCUCACUCCUCGAGCCUCCAAAAUGUGUGCAUAACUACCCAUUGGUGUACUGUCCGGUCUUUCCUUUGUAUUGCGCGAGCUUGAGAGGCUCCGCAAACCGGGCGAGAUUCCGGCCCGAUACGGUGCGUAGCUCGUCUUGCCGUUUGGCGGAGUGGCAGGGUGCACCGUGCGGUCAUAUGCACAGGUGUGCUUAGUGGUACUCGCUCUACGACCUCGUCUCUCGUUCCACCACGCCCUUCAUGCGACGAGCACCAUCCUCUCUCCUCCGGAGCAGUCUCAGACGACAACGACGGGCCUAUUCAGUCCUUACAGAUCCCAAUCCGCCUGUGAAGAUCACGACGCUGCCCAACAAAAUCCGUGUCGCGACAGAGUCUACUCCUGGGCACUUCUCGGCAGUAGGCCUCUACGUUGACGCAGGCUCUCGGUAUGAGACACCGUCCACGUCGGGCGUGAGCCAUUUCUUGGACAGGAUGGCCUUCAAGACCACCACCUCUCGGUCAGACGAGGAGAUGGCGCAUGCCAUUGACAGACUCGGCGGCCAGAUUUUGUGCUCGUCUUCGCGAGAGUCCAUCAUGUAUCAGUCCUCGCACUUCCACCAAGCGACUCCUCUUGCGCUGUCGCUCAUCGCAGACACAGCAUUGCAGCCGGCCUUCCUUCCCGAGGAGAUUGAUGCACAGCGAGAGGCUGCCCGCUACGAGAUCAGAGAGGUGACCGCAAAGCCAGAGAUGAUCCUCCCGGAGAUCCUCCACGAGGUCGCAUACGAUCAAAACACACUGGGGAACCCACUGCUAUGCCCCGAGCACCGCAUCGACCUCAUUGACCAGCCAACCAUGAAGGGCUUCAUGACGCAGUGGUACCGACCAGAGCGCAUGGUCAUUGCAGGAGCGGGUAUGCCGCACGAAGAGCUAGUCGAGCUUGCGGACAAGUAUUUCUCGUCAUUACAGGCCGCGCCUGCCCUCGCACCGUCAGCGACAUCAUCACGGACGGCCGCACAGCAAGCACCGUCGCAGCUCCUCCACUCCUCCUCGACACCCUCUCCACUCAAAUCGCUCACUCGCGCAGCAUCAUCAUAUCUCUACCCCAUGACCAGCGUCACCGGUGCUGACGCCGCACUAAUUCCGGAGUCGACGGAGGCAACCUACACCGGCGGCUCGCGCUUCAUCCACAGCCCCUCGUCCGAGUUCAACCACGUCUAUCUUGCAUUUGAGGGCGUCGGCAUUCACGAUGACGAUGUCUACGCGCUCGCGACGAUACAGGUCCUCCUCGGCGGUGGCGGGAGCUUCUCCGCAGGCGGCCCGGGCAAGGGCAUGUACUCGCGGCUCUACACGCACAUCCUGAACCACUACCCGCAGAUCGACCACUGCGCGUCCUUCCACCACAUCUACACCGACUCGUCGCUUUUCGGGCUCUUCGCGUCGUUCGUGCCCGCUGUGGGUCGCCACUCCGCGGGCAACACACCCUCGCAGAUCUUCCCGCACCUCGCGCACCAGCUCUCACUCCUUCUUUACACGCCCAUCAGCGAGACGGAGCUCCAGCGCGCGAAAAACCAGCUCAAGAGCAGCCUUAUGAUGGCGCUCGAGAGCCGUGCCGUCGAGGUGGAGGACCUCGGCCGCCAGGUGCUCGUGCACAAUCGCAAGGUCCCCGUCAGCGAGAUGUGCGCCAAGAUUGACGCGGUCAACCCAAAGUCGCUGCGCGCUGUCGCGCAGAGGAUCUUCAGCCCGGAGCAGGCGAAGCGCGCGACCGUCGUUGUCAUGGGCCGCGAGGACUUGCCCGACAGGGAUGCGACGUUGAGGAAGUAUGGCGUCGGAGGUGCGGCGUGAGGGAUGGGUCUCAUGGGUCGCGUAUCGUAUCAUGCUAUCAGUACAAUAUUGAAUUAAUAC
Rhodofomes roseus is the source of this 1887-nucleotide messenger RNA. Its product is annotated as LuxS/MPP-like metallohydrolase. NCBI's taxonomy places the organism in Eukaryota, Fungi, Basidiomycota, Agaricomycetes, Polyporales, Fomitopsidaceae. The transcript has 2 exons. Gene Ontology annotation, molecular function: metal ion binding; metalloendopeptidase activity. Bases 247 to 1827 code for a protein of 526 amino acids. Gene Ontology annotation, cellular component: mitochondrion. The record is from RefSeq and is a predicted model, not a curated record.